Aspergillus saccharolyticus JOP 1030-1 is the source of this 1304-nucleotide messenger RNA. RefSeq names its product twinfilin. Gene Ontology annotation, biological process: actin filament depolymerization; barbed-end actin filament capping. The transcript is spliced from 4 exons. Gene Ontology annotation, molecular function: actin filament binding; actin monomer binding. Gene Ontology annotation, cellular component: cytoplasm; actin filament. NCBI's taxonomy places the organism in Eukaryota, Fungi, Ascomycota, Eurotiomycetes, Eurotiales, Aspergillaceae. Bases 98 to 1174 code for a protein of 358 amino acids. The record is from RefSeq and is a predicted model, not a curated record.
GUAAACAUUCGUCUCCCCUUCCCCCAUCAACUGCAGCAACCAGAACCACCCCGACCGCAUCAGAGGAACACACCGUCUGGUGUUCACUACUUGCAAGAUGCAGUCCGGAAUCUCAGUCUCCCCCGAACUGCAAACAGCCUUCACAACCUUCACCACCACCCCCACCCAAUUCUGCCUGCCCGUGACCAUCCAAUCCGAGCGCCUCACCCCACUCCCUCCCCUCGCCUUCACCAGCCCCAGCAACGACUUCUACGCCUCCCUCCCGCAACUCGCCGGCAUCCUCGAGCCCAAAACCCCCAUCUACCUGCUCCUGCGCCGACCCGCCACGAUUGGAACUGGGGAACUGCUGGCCCUAACCUACAUCCCGUCGAACGCGGGGGUGCGCCACAAGACACUCUUCGCCGCGACGCGCGCGACGCUGGCCCGGGAGCUCGGCACGGAGAAGUUCGCCGCAACGAUCUUCGCGACGGAUGAGGAGGAGGUGGUGGGCGAGGAGGCGUGGCGGGAGCGGGAGGCCGAGCAGAAGAAUCCGUCGGGCCGGGGGGUGGGUGGGGCCGCCAGGGAGGAGCUGAUGGGGGAGAAGGAGCGGGAGUUGGAGGCUGUGAGACGGGCGGAGGAGGAGGCGAGGAGUGGGACGCCGGGACGGGAUAUUGGGAUCGGGGGCACAUUUCAGAGGGCUGCAGGAAGUUUGUUUGCGUCCGGGGGAACCGGGGGUGGCGCGUCGGGGAUGCGGAUUCAGAUGCAUGUCGAUGAGGAGGUUAAGGCGGCGCUGGGGGGGUUGCAGAUGGGUGGAUUGGUGCAGUUGGCCAUCGAGGUCAAGUCUGAAGCUUUCAAGGUGGCAGUCGCCGAGUCCGGUGUUGAUGCCACCGCCGUCCAGUCGCACAUCCCCGAUAACGCGCCGCGGUACACUUUCUAUCACUACCCGGACUCCGAGGUCGUCAUCUUCAUCUAUACCUGCCCGUCGGGUUCGUCGAUCCGCGAACGCAUGCUGUACGCCAGCUCCCGCAUGCACGCGCUUGCCAUGGCUGAAGAGCAGGGGCUGAAGAUCUCCAAGAAGAUCGAGGCGUCCUCCCCGGACGAGAUCUCAGCCGAGAGACUGCAGGAGGAGGUCCAGCCUCCACAGCACACAGGCCCCAGCCGCGGCUUUGCGAGACCGAGACGUCCCGGCCGGUAAAUGAUCUCCCAGGCGGACUGACUCCCCAACGUCUGAUUUCUUGUACAUCUUGCUUGCUCUAUAAGAUCGAUAAAGUAUAUAGCGCCCGUCCUCUGAAUUAUAGCUGAAAUGCUUCCAGCAGCGUAUAUUG